AUGGCUGAGUCCAACUCUAUUUUCAAGUCCUUUGCGUAUCCUGGCAAUCAUGAGAAGCUUGCCAGCUUGCCGCCAACGCAAAACUUCAUUGACAAUGAGCUCGUGACAUCCAACGCGACACAAUGGAUCGACGUGCACGAUCCUGCAACAAACGAACUCUUGACACGGGUCCCUGAGAGCACCAACGAUGAGUUGAAGGAGGCAGUUCGGUCUGCCAAGGCCGCAUUUCCUGGUUGGAAGAAGACCAGCAUCAUCAAGAGACAGCAGAUUAUGUUUCGACUCACCCACCUGGUCCGGAAGCACAUGGAUGACCUUGCCACCAGUAUUGUGACGGAGCAAGGAAAGACGUUUGCCGAUGCGAAAGGCGAUGUUCUGCGUGGUCUCCAGGUGUGCGAAACAGCCUGUGGAAUCACCACGCAGCUGACGGGCGAAGUGCUCGAGGUGGCAAAGGACAUGGAGACUCGCUCUUAUCGCCAGCCAUUGGGAGUUGUUGCAGCCAUCUGCCCAUUCAACUUUCCUGCCAUGAUUCCUCUGUGGAGUCUGCCAGUUGCCACUGUCACCGGAAACUGCAUUAUUGUCAAGCCCUCUGAGCGUGACCCAGGGGCUGCCAUGAUGAUUGCAGAGCUUUGCAGAGAAGCCGGCUUCCCGCCUGGUGUGGUCAAUGUUAUCCACGGUGCCAAGGAUGCAGUCAAUUUCCUUCUUGAUGAGCCCGAGAUCCAGGCCAUUUCCUUUGUCGGCUCCAACAAAGCCGGUGAAUACAUCUAUGAGAGGGGAAGCGCCAACGGCAAGCGUGUGCAAGCCAACUUGGGCGCCAAAAACCAUGCGCUUCUAAGCCCUGACGCCAACAAGAAUCAUGCUUUAGACGCCAUCGCAGGAGCUGCUUUUGGAGCUGCUGGGCAGCGAUGCAUGGCCUUGAGCGUGUUGGUCAUGCUUGGAGAUGCCAAGGAAUGGUUGCCAGAUCUUGUCAACAAAGCCAAGACCUACGUCGCCGGAAGUGGCUUCGACCCCAAGUCUGACUUUGGUCCUGUUAUCACUCCCCAAAGCCGAGAGCGAUGCGAGGCUCUUAUCACAAGUGCCGAGAAGGAGGGGGCAAGAAUCGUCCUGGAUGGACGUGGAUACAAGCCCGAGGGCUUCCCCAACGGCAACUGGGUCGGACCAACCAUCAUUGCUGGCGUUCGUCCAGACAUGGAGUGCUAUAAGGAAGAGAUCUUUGGCCCUGUCCUACUGUGCAUGGAAGAGGAAAGUCUCAAAGACGGCAUUUCCUUGGUCAAUUCCAACGCCUGGGGCAACGGAGCCGUCAUCUUCACCAACUCUGGUGCAAAGGCCUCCUUGUUCCAGCAAGAGAUUGAUGCUGGUCAAGUCGGAAUCAACGUACCGAUCCCUGUGCCGCUGCCUAUGUUUUCCUUCACUGGAAACAAGCGAAGUGUGGCUGGAACUGGUCUUGCCAACUUUUAUGGCAAGGAUGGGUUGAGAUUUUACACCCAGUGGAAGACUGUCACUUCAUUGUGGCGAUCCGAGGAAGCGAGUACCGGAGAGAAGUUCACUACCAUCACCGCAGCGGAAUGA
Molecule: messenger RNA, 1566 nt
Organism: Fusarium vanettenii 77-13-4
Lineage: Eukaryota; Fungi; Ascomycota; Sordariomycetes; Hypocreales; Nectriaceae
Exons: 2
Coding region: 1-1566 (521 amino acids)
Biological process (GO): L-valine catabolic process; thymine catabolic process
Cellular component (GO): mitochondrion
Molecular function (GO): methylmalonate-semialdehyde dehydrogenase (acylating, NAD+) activity; malonate-semialdehyde dehydrogenase (acetylating, [NAD(P)+]) activity
Source: RefSeq, a predicted model, not a curated record